Messenger RNA from Diabrotica balteata, 576 nucleotides. The record is from the annotation of a GenBank genome assembly. NCBI's taxonomy places the organism in Eukaryota, Metazoa, Arthropoda, Insecta, Coleoptera, Chrysomelidae.
GAGGUUAGCGCAUGAAUUUAAACAAAAAUGUUUUGCACAGCAUCUCGUAUUUGUCUUACACGACUAAUUACUACAAGACAGCUGUCCUCAAGUCACCAAAAAAUCGUAGUUACUGAUCAAGGCAGUACAAUAAUAGCCUGGCAUCCAAAAGAAGACUUUCCUUAUGAAUGCACUCGCCCAUUACCAGUAGAACAAGAAAAUGAAACUGCCACCGUUUUAAAAACAACAGUUACACCUGAAUUAUUAGGUAUAUUCAAUAAAAAGACAGCAGAACAAGCAAGACAAGAGUUAAUGAAUAUCACUCAUACCACCAAACACAGAUGGUUCCCCAGGGCAAGAGAUAAGAGAGCAAAGAAAACUCCCAUGGACAGAGAAUAUUUGUAAUUGUCUAUAGUGAUAAACAAGAAAUUUUAAUAAAAAAAUGUUAAAUGCAAUUUUGUUGCUUUUAGAUGUUCUGAAACAAUCUUAUCAUGCAAUUUUAACAAUGUAUUGAAUAAUUACACACUAGAUAGGUUUUUAAAAAAUGGUUGUUUGUGUGAAAUAAUUUUGUUGAAGACUAAAAGAAGGAUUGAAUCC